AUGCACAGAAAGCUGCGGCUUUUGCAGAGAAGCUCGUUCUACUUAGAGGUCCGACUGGAUGAAGGGCCAGCUGCAGAGGGGCAGCAGCCUCUGGGCACCGCGGUGUCCUCUCUGACUGACAAGCGGAGGCUGCAGCGGGCCAUGGCUCUGGGCCGGACCCAGGUCACGCUACUGCUCACUGUGAUGGGACAGCUGUACCAAGUGAUCACCAGGAGCUGCCGGGAGCUGGAGGCCUUCAUCAUGAAGUAUAAACAGGGUUUGGUGGACAGUGACAUGGCAGCUUCCAUGCAGCAGAAGAUCCAGCAAACGUGGCAGCACGUGCACGAUUUUGAUACCAGAUUGACUCGGAAUUGCGGCCCACUAAACCUGCAGAACCAGCUCGCCUCAAAUACAGGCAACCUUCACACUCUCCAGCUUAGUGCAUUGGUUUCCUUCAAGAUGCCAGUGAUUUUUGACCGGGUCAAGUCCAGUGUGUUAUCCAACGGUGUGCAUCUGUUCUGGGAAGUUGCAUGCGUGUCGUCUCAGGAGCUGUACCAAAUGUUUGAGAUCCACAUAGAAAGCUGUCAUCCAACUACUGCUGACAAUGCCAAACUUAUAUAUGCAUGCCAGUCGUAUGACCUACAGCUCAGCCUCCUCGAACCUGACAGGAACUAUAAGUUCUCUGUCAUAAGAGUAAAUGCUGUAAACUUGCUGUAUGGACUGUGGAUGGACAGCAUUAUCCUGAAGACCUUGGAUAUUUCCAAGUAA
Trematomus bernacchii (emerald rockcod) is the source of this 747-nucleotide messenger RNA. RefSeq lists its product as uncharacterized. The record is from RefSeq and is a predicted model, not a curated record. The transcript has a single exon. The coding region runs from base 1 to 747 and encodes 248 amino acids. NCBI's taxonomy places the organism in Eukaryota, Metazoa, Chordata, Actinopteri, Perciformes, Nototheniidae.